AUGGGUAUGAAUAUGAUAAAACAUCUUGUGAAUAUCGUUUUGCUUGGUUUUCUUGUCCAUGAGGGUUUUGCAACUAUUCCGAGGUUCUUUCGAGGUCGACCAAGGGGGCGGGAAGGAAUGCUUGGAUCACCAAAUGUCAAGCACAUGGUCAAACUUCCAGGAGAACAGUGGUUUACCCAACGUUUGACACAUUUUAAUGAUGCGAAUAAAGCAACAUGGCAGCAGCGGUAUUGGUAUAACUCGACAUAUUGGAAACUGGGUGGGCCAGUGUUUAUUAUGAUUGGUGGGGAAGGCGAGGCUAACCCAACAUGGAUGGUUGAAGGAACUUGGAUCAAAUAUGCUCAGGAGUUUGGAGCAUUUACGUUUAUGCUAGAACAUAGGUUUUAUGGACACAGUCAUCCAACA
Messenger RNA from Paramuricea clavata, 405 nucleotides. NCBI's taxonomy places the organism in Eukaryota, Metazoa, Cnidaria, Anthozoa, Malacalcyonacea, Plexauridae. The record is from the annotation of a GenBank genome assembly.